CUCAACUUGACAUCUUUACCUUCCACAUCGUGCUUCUUUAUCUAGCUCGUAUUAGCUCAUUGACUCAAUUCACUUCCUCUAUGCAAAGACAACCACCCAAACUAUCACAAUGGAUUCCCCAUUACCGGAACCAAUUACCACAACCCCUCGUCUAAUCAUCCGGCCUCUACAUCCCCAAGAUGCUCCAUCAAUGCAACUCCACGCCUCCCCAGCCUCAAUAGCAAAGUACAUGACGCUCGCCUUCCCACAUCCUUACACCCUCGACGAUGCACGGAACUGGAUCAGCCGCAACACCACACACCCACUCAAUAGCUUCACCAUCUGUCUGCGCACCGCGCCAACUAUCGCCAUCGGCGGAAUUAGUCUCAAGCCUGGUGAAGACGUCGAAACCCACAUUGCGGAAGUCGCGUUCUGGGUCGGCGAACCGUAUUGGGGGCAGGGGAUUACCACCGAGGCGUUGAAGGCGGUGACGGAGUGGGUGUUCCGGGAAAGAGGCGAGAGGUAUCGCAGGUUGUGGGCGCGCGUGUGUAGUGGAAAUUGGGGGAGUAUGCGGUGCUUCGAGAAGUGUGGGUAUAGGUUGGAGGGUGUGCUGAAAGGGCAUGUGGAAAAGCAUGGGGAGGUUAGGGAUGUGCAUAUUUAUGGAUUGACGAAGAGGGAUUGGGAGGGGAUUGUUGAGAACAGAGAGCAGGGGAAAGAUUGAGAGAGGAAGUAAUAUGCAGUGUAUCUCUUUUUGCAUUUCUUAGACGGACGAAGGGUAUUCUGUGAACAUAGACUUCAGUACAUGCAUAUGCAAUUGAGGCUACGUGCAAGCCAACUGGCUAGUCUUCGAGGAGUCCUAAACUCUUCAUGGUAGCGACCCUUGCCUCCCCACUUC
Messenger RNA from Lindgomyces ingoldianus, 874 nucleotides. Its product is annotated as GCN5-related N-acetyltransferas-like protein. The transcript is spliced from 2 exons. Gene Ontology annotation, molecular function: acyltransferase activity, transferring groups other than amino-acyl groups. The coding region runs from base 110 to 700 and encodes 196 amino acids. NCBI's taxonomy places the organism in Eukaryota, Fungi, Ascomycota, Dothideomycetes, Pleosporales, Lindgomycetaceae. The record is from RefSeq and is a predicted model, not a curated record.